AUGGAUAUUUCUCCGAUCGAGGAUCUUAAAAUCACACCCGACGUUGUGCAACUCUAUCCGGAUCCUUCGGUUGGUCGAGAAGCGGUAAUCGUGAUCGAUAAUGGUUCCUACAACUGCCGUGCCGGGUGGAUGUUAAAGGACCGACCGGCACUGACUUUCCGUAAUCUGCUCGCGAAACCACGCAAAGAUCGCAACAAGAAAGACGUUGAGCCAACCGUUGUUCCAGUUACGCAGAUAGGAAACGAUAUUGUUAACAUCGAAGCCAUGCGCUUGCAACUACGCACGCAAUUUGAUCGAAAUGUUGUUACGCAUUAUAAUGUACAGGAACAGAUUCUGGACUACAUCUUCGCGAAGCUCGGCAUUAGCUCGGAAAACGCCGUGCAGCACCGGGUCAUGAUGACGGAGUGUAUGUUCAAUCCCAACUAUUGCCGCAGCUUGAUGUCGGAGCUGCUGUUCGAGUGCUAUGACAUUCCAGGGCUGGCGUUCGGAGUAGACUGCUUGUUCAGCUACAACGUAAACCAGGGGGCAAAACAUGGGCUGAUCAUCGCCACCGGGUACCACACUACGCACGUUGUUCCGAUAAUGGACGGCCGGAUGGUGGUUGAGAACAUACGGCGUGUCAACAUUGGUGGUUCGCAUAUGAUCUCGUUUCUGCACCGCUGUUUGCAGUUAAAGUACACGUUUCACAUGACCGCUAUCACGCUAAGUCGAUCCGAGAUGCUGCUGCACCGAUACGGCGAGUUUGCGUACGAUUAUAUGGAAGAACUACGAAACUGGGCCAACGUGGAGUAUUACGAGCAGAAUGUGAAGAAAAUUCAGCUUCCUUACAACCAGACGGUGACCGCGCCGGCGCUAACGACCGAGCAGAAGGUGGAAAAGAAAAAGGAACUUUCCAGACGCCUGGCAGAGAUUAACGCUCGUCGCCGGGAGGAAAAGUUAGCACAGGACGAGGAACUGCUGGCGCAGCUACAGCAGCUUGAGGAGGCCGCCGAGGAUGGGGAUGAUAUCCGUGAUGGACUUGCGGAGCACAGCUUGAAAGAUUUGAGCGAACUUAAGCGUGCAAUCGGUGCGGUUGUGUCGCGUAUUGAUAAAGCCCGACUUAAGAUUAAUACACCGAUUGCGGGUGGCUCUCAGCCACAACCGGAUGCCGAAAAGCUGCUGCAACCACCAUCUAGCAUGACGAUCGAUGAGUGGGUCGAAGAAACGCGUCGCAAAAGGGAAACGAUCCUUGAGAAGCGUAACGCCCGCAAGCAGCGCAAACAGGAUCUGGCCAAGCGGCGCACGGCAGCAGCACAAGAAAGGAUGCGCAUCAUUUCGCACCUUGCGCGCAAAGAGAAAGGAAGUGACGAUUUUGGAAUGCGGGACGAGGAUUGGGACGUCUAUAAGCAGAUCAGUCGCGACGCUGACAGCGACAUCGAACAGGAGAACGAACGGCUGCUGGAGUGCGAAAUCAUCCUCAAGCAGUACGAUGCAAAUGCAACGUACGAAGACCCACUGCUGAUGGCCGGCAGUGCUGCCGAACUAUACCAAAUUCAUCUCGGUGUCGAGUGCAUUCGGGCUCCGGAGGUACUGUUUCAGCCCAGCAUCAUCGGAAGCUUCGAGGCGGGUCUGGCCGAAACGGUCGACUUCGUGUUGAAGCUGUUUCCGCCGGAAAGAAGAAAUGAUCUGGUCGAAAAUGUGUUUCUCACCGGAGGCUGCGCGAACAUUCGUGGCCUAAAGGAGCGCCUGGAGCGUGAACUGCGUGAAAUGCUGCCAUUUCAGGCGCGGUUUGAGGUCGUUUUCGCUCGUGACCCGCUACUGGACGGAUGGAAUGGAGCGAGUAAGUUUUGCCUAACCGAAACCUUCCGGCAUUCGUUGAUCACCCGCCAACUGUACGAGGAGUGUGGUGGCGAGUACCUGAAGGAGCAUCUGAACAGUAACGUUUACUUUCCGACUCCAAACAUGGCGCCGGGAACGGUCGGUCUAGCGCCAGGAAGUUUGAUGGGAUGA
Anopheles cruzii is the source of this 1989-nucleotide messenger RNA. It is a transcript of the gene Arp5, whose product is annotated as actin-related protein 5. The record is from RefSeq and is a predicted model, not a curated record. The transcript has a single exon. Bases 1 to 1989 code for a protein of 662 amino acids. NCBI's taxonomy places the organism in Eukaryota, Metazoa, Arthropoda, Insecta, Diptera, Culicidae. Gene Ontology annotation, biological process: regulation of DNA-templated transcription. Gene Ontology annotation, cellular component: cytoplasm; Ino80 complex.